AUGUAUGAUCAAUGGACGGAAAAUCAUUCCCUGGCCGCGGUCCUGCUGGGACUUGCGACCCUGGCAUUUGUUCUCAUCCGUGCUCGUAAACAAGCUCUCGAUUUACCUCGAUUCGAAGUCACCUCCAAUGUCGCCAAAACCAUCGAGGAAGCACAUGCACAGUAUCCUGACGAUCCGUUCAUUCUCUCAAUGGUGGGAAUGGAGUUAGUUAUUCUUCCCCGGUCUGGCAUCGAUGUGCUUAAAGCUUUACCUGAAGACCAUGUCUCCAUCAAGAAACAUCACCAUGACGUCUUCUUGGGCCAAUACACGUACAUGGGCACAAAAGCCCCCGAAUUCGACGAGGCCAUGCGCUACGAUCUCACGCGGAAUACACCGACCGUGCUGGCCUCCUUCGUGGCCGAGGUCGCUUACGCCGUGGAGCAGAGCUUCGGUCAGCCUCGCGAAUGGACGUCCUUCCAGCCGCGGCAAUGUAUGUCCCGGAUCGCGUCGUUGAUGUCGGGCAGAGCAUUUGUCGGCCUGCCACUCAGCCGCGACGAUACCUGGAGCCAGGCAACGGUCACCUACACGCAGGACGUCACUCGCGCAUGGCUGGUUCUGCGCAUGAUUCCAUGGCCGAUCCGGCCGUUGAUUGCAGACCUACUCCCGCAGGUCCGAUCGUUAAAGUACCAGCGGCGGAUGACGGAAGAGAAGCUCAAGCCGCUACUUGAAAAUCCACCCAGCCAGGCGUCAGCGGCCGACGAUGCCCCGGGAGGGGAUAUGCUGCGUUGGUUCCGACAGCGGUACCCGGGAAAUCCCACGCCUAAACAGCUCGCCCGGGAUCAGCUUCUGGCCACCUUCGCCUCUAUUUACAAUCUCUCCAAUGCGUUGACCUACUUGAUCUUCGAUCUCGCCAGUCAUCCAGAGCAUAUCGAGCCGCUGCGAGCCGAACUUCAGGAUGUACUACAUGGAGAAUCGAUCAACAAGGAGAAUAUCCAGAGACUAAAGAAACUGGAUAGUUUUAUCCGUGAGUCACAGCGGCUUAGUCCGCCUUCGCUAGGCCUCGACUAUGCAGCAAAUAUGCCACGAAUUGUGACACAUCCGCGGGGUCUGAAGCUUCCCAGUGGACAUGUAAUCCCACGCGGAACCCGGGUUAUGGUCCGCGCGCACACUCUCAACAUGGAUCCUCUACUGUGGUCAAAUCCGGCCGAGUUUGACGGCUUCCGGUUUUCGAAAUUGCGGGAUCAACCGGGCAACGCCUUCAAAUAUCAACAUGCCACGACGGGCACAGACAACAUCAAUUUCGGUCAUGGUAUAUGGGCGUGCCCCGGGCGCCACUUUGCCAGUAGCCAGAUGAAAGUGGUUCUAGCCCAUUUGCUACAGCACUAUGAUAUCAAGCUACCUGACGGCGCCGACAAGCCUAAGCAGCAGCAUUUCGGUCUGGCCAUUGUACCCGAUGAAAGGGCCACAGUUCUGAUGAAAUUGAGACAGUAG
Molecule: messenger RNA, 1470 nt
Organism: Aspergillus pseudoviridinutans
Lineage: Eukaryota; Fungi; Ascomycota; Eurotiomycetes; Eurotiales; Aspergillaceae
Product: cytochrome P450
Exons: 4
Coding region: 1-1470 (489 amino acids)
Molecular function (GO): oxidoreductase activity, acting on paired donors, with incorporation or reduction of molecular oxygen; iron ion binding; monooxygenase activity
Source: RefSeq, a predicted model, not a curated record